AAAGUCAGUUUCAGACUCGCGCUGGACCGUGAAACGUGAUUCCGAGGCGAGUGAUCUCCCGUGAUCGUGAUUUUAAUCGUUAGCCAGGAUGUGAGGAGAGAUCCUCAUUAAUCCGCCACGCUACGCGGCUCAUAUUAUUGUUUUUUUUUCAUUCUAAUCAGAGCUUUCUCAAAAUUUACAAUAAUUUUCUAUUCUCAAAUUUUUGCCAAGCGAUUUUUUUAAAAAACUUUUUUAACUUCGGUGGCAUUUUUUUAAUAUUCUGCGAUAAAAAAAUAAAUCUUCUGGGAUCGUCCUAACGACGAGUGACAAUCAAGGAUCAAAUCUUUUGGAUAUAAAUCGCGAGUGAUGUAAAGUGUCAAAAACGUGGACCAGUCAAGAAAAAAAAGUUGAAUCGUCGAUUUCACAUCAUUAAAUUAACAAAAAGUUUAUUUCGAUUGAUGGUGGGAUUUUUUUUUUUUUAUAUAAACGACGACGAUAAUGAAAUUUCACGUCAUAGGGAAUAAAUAAUAAUAAUAAUAAUAAUAAGCGUGUCGAAAAAGAAGUGCUCAUUAGUGUAGAAUGAUCGAGGAUCGCACGUCGAUACGAAUAACGAUUAUCUCGUAAAUUCGAGACUCUGGCAGUGACAUAAGCGUGACGAGGUGUAACGAUCCGAACUUGGAGUUACGUUCUGAUCUCUCUCUCUCUCUCUUUCUUUCGAGCAAGACUCGAUCAAAUUAAUGCCUUGGAUGAUCAAUAUACGGAUGCAUAAAGAAUAUUAAAGAUCUAUCACUUCAAGUGUAGAAUAUUAAAAUUCGAAAGUAUAAAUUAAAAUUCGAAAGUUAAUGUAAGAAGGUGAAAUUUAAUGUUUCAAGCACAAAAAUAUUAUAGGAAAACUUGAAAAUAAGAAAACUUUUUCCCUAAAAGGAUGUGAAAAAUUUUCCAUGAGAAUCAAAUUUUUUGGCACAAUUGAAUAAAUAUUGAAAAUGAAUUGAUGUAGAGAUUAUAAGAAAAUAAUAAUAAGAAGAAUAAGAUAAGAAAUUUAAAAAUUUAUGCAAUAGGGAAAGUAUAUAGUGUUUUGAAGAAAUUGUUAUAAAGAUGAUUUAUCAGUCGAGUCACCAAGCACCGACAAUGUCGUCGUCACGUAAAACUUCUCCACGACCACAACAUAAGAAUUUGCAAACUGCAGCGCCCAAGACUUCCUCAUCAAAGGGAAAGCGUGGGACUUGUCGAUCGACAGGAACUGAACGAUGCAGAGGAAGAUGCAGGGUCCAAUGGAGUGAGCAACAUGUUAAAGAGGGACUUGUUUUAGUUCAGGAAGCACAGCUUGCCAGAGUCGUGAAAACAGGACCAAUUUCUGAGCACUAUGAAAUCGAUCCAAAACCAUUCGCAAGCGGUCAGUGGGCGAAGGUAUUUAAAUGCAGAGCGCGAUCAUCUGGAAUUUUAUAUGCAGCCAAAUAUUCGUCUAGGAACAGAUUUAAUGCAGAUUGUAGUGCAGAAUUAAGGCAUGAAAUAGCAUUACUAUCAUUAUGUUCACAAUCACCUCGAGUCGUUCGUCUACACGAUGUCUACGAAACACCCAAGGAAAUCAUUUUAGUCAUGGAAUACGCACCUGGCGGAGACCUGCAAACGCUGAUAGACGGUGAUUUGGUGCCCCUCGAAGGUGACGUGGUCCACUUUGUCAGACAGCUAGUGGAAGGACUUGCCUACCUCCACGAAAGAAAUAUCGCCCAUUUGGACAUCAAGCCUCAAAAUCUUGUAAUGAUGGGAAGUUUUCCGGAAUGUGAUGUAAAAUUGUGUGAUUUUGAAAUCUCUAGAGUGGUCCUGGAAGGUACUGAAGUCAGAGAAAUUUUAGGAACACCUGAUUAUGUUGCUCCUGAAAUUUUGCACUAUGAACCAAUAACACUAGCGGCUGAUAUGUGGUCAUUGGGUGUAACGACAUACGUCCUUCUGACGGGUUUCUCACCAUUUGGUGGUGAAACUGAUCAAGAGACAUUUCAAAAUAUUUCCUUGGGUGAAGUUGACUUCCCAGAGGAACUUUUUGAGGACGUUUCCGCCCAGGCAAAGGACUUUGUUGCCAAACUUCUCGUGCUUGAUCCAAGCGCACGAAUGACAUCGAAACAAUGUCUACGUCACGAAUGGCUUAGAGGAGCGCCAACACAAGCAUCACCUCAUUUACGAAGAUAUUUAUCAAAAUCCCGUGAAGUACUUUUAGAACGUGUUGUGAGCCGUGAAAAUUUGAGACGUGCAGCACUUUUGAGUCAAGCUAGCAGCAAUGCAAAUCUCACGGAAAGUGAACAAACAACACAGGGUCUCAAUUGCACUUUAAGUCAAAGUGAAAUGUGUUUGAGUUAUACACGUACGGGAAGUCGUGGUAGUUUACCAGGAAGUGAAGAAUACAUGAUGAGUCCUGCCGAUUCUCAAACAAGUCUCAAUUCAUCGCAAACAAGUCUUGCAAUGAGUCAAAGUUGUCUAUUAAACAAAGAACAAACACAAGGUCUUCUCACUCAAGCACAAAGUAAAUCGCAAGCAAAUUUAAAUCUCGGUGCAACUCGUGGUCUAUUAUCAAGAAUGAGAAGUUUAAAUCAAAUUCAAUCACAAGCAUGUUUAUUAUUGAAUGGAAAUAAAAGCGCUGGUAGUAAAGAAAUUCUAAGUCCACUUUUUGGUCGAUCAAGGGAAAAACUUUAUGGAUUGAAGAGUCUAUCAAAGUCGCAGGGUGUUUUGGAUAUUUAUCGAAGUCUCGAGUGCUUGAGACAAAGAAAAAAAAAUCAACGUGCACAAACGGAAGAUAUGCUUCCUAUAUUUAAACAAUUAAGCGUCGAAAUUGCCGCAUCAAAUGCUUCUUUAGUGACUUCAUGUGACGCUGAUAAUAAUAAUAGAUCACAUUUGACAACGAAAAUUUCCAAUAAACCUCCUUCACCUGGAGUCAAAAGAUCCGAAAGCAAGAUUCCAUGUUCCAUCAAGGCAGAGAGUGGUGAACAUUUUAGAAACGAUGAAUCUGAUAAAAUUGGAAAAAAGCACGUUGAAGAGAUGCAAGAUCCUGUUGGAAAAUCGGAGCUUAAACUACAAGACGUUCUAAAGAGUUCAACAUCAGGAUCAGAGGAGAAUCUCGACUCAUUGCAAUCCAUUGAAUCGGAUACACUCACUGAAGAUUCCGAUGAGACAGCACCUGAUCGUAGUCUAUUGUCAGUAAAACCAUGUCAUAGACAACAUUCCGACAUUUCGAAUCAUUCAAAUAAUUCAGCGAAUUCAGACGAUAAAGACGAACAUUCCGAAUCAGAAAAUGAAGAACCAAAAUACACUGUUGCACAAUUAGUCUCGGCAUUUAAUAAACAUCAAGAAGUUGCGUCAAAAACAAGCCUUGAGGCAAUUAUGACUGAGAAACGUGUAAACGAAGUCACUUUUCCAACUGGACCAAAAGCCCUAAGACUUUUCAUUCCCGACAUUAAUAUCACUGAAAGAAGUAUCGUUCGUCGUAAAACAAGUUAUAAACCACGAAAAAAUUGGGAGGAAUUAAGAAAACGUAGCGAAAAAAAUGAAGGUAUUUUAAAAGAUUUUGAUAAUGAUUCCGGUAAUGAGGACGAUGAUGAUGAUAUCGAUGCAAAUGAAACACAUCAAUGUGAAAUAGAGCAAAAUAAAAUCACUGAUCAAGUAACAAUGGAUCAAACAAAAAUUAAUAAUACAAAAACUGAUGAAACAAAAAUAAAUCAAACUAAAUUCAAAACUUAUAAUCAAUCAUGGCCCUUUGAGAGCAAUAAAAUUAAAAUCACAUCUGAUGAUUCAAAUUUUCUCGAGGAACCCGAAGUUCGAAAUACUCUUGACACAAGAAUUGAUGAAAAAUACAAACAAUGUGUCGAUGGUGUCAAAGCAACUAAAUUUGAAAAGACUGACAAAUUUGGUAAAACGGAAAAAUCAGAGAAAAUGGAAAAAUUAAAAAAUGAAAAAUCAGAAAAGACAGAAAAAGAAAAAAUAAAUCGUUUAGAAAAAGGACAAAAAACAUGUUCAAAAUCACCUCUUUAUCAAAAAGAGAGAAUAGCAAACUAUAUUUAUCCUGAAAUUCAAGCCACAUCACAUACUCGUAAAGAUGAUGAUCAUCGAAUUUUUAGUAAAUCAUCGUCAAAAUUCACCGAUAGCAGUGUGAAUCUCAAAGAUAUUUUACAAAAAAUUGACAAUUUUCAAACAACGCCAAAAGAAAAUUUAGAAAAUCUUCGUAAACGAACGACAAUUGCAAAAAUUAUUCUCAAUGAUAAUUUACCUGUUGAUAAUAAUGACACAAAUAAUAAUAAUGGCACAAAUCCAUCAUCUGGAAAUCGUCUCAAACAUGAUCAUCAUGAAGAAAAUAGUACAAAAUUAGACGUACCACCGUCAUUUGUCAGAUCAUCAUCAUUAUCAAGUGAAGGAAGUUGUCCAACGCCCUCGAGUGUUCAAUCAUUGGACAUUGGAAUGUCAUGGGAGGAUGUUCAUCAUGCAAAUACUCGUGGUUCAAGUACAUCACUUGAAAAAGACGAAGGUAAAAAUUCAAAACGAACAAUUCCAACAUUAUGGUCAACGGAUUUACAAAAAUCAGAUGUUCCUCCACGUUCAACUAUUGAGAUGAGAAGUCGUUCGAGUGCAAAUUUAGAGGAUAGAAAAAUUUGGGGUAAAGUUUGCACUGGUUCCUAUACACGUGCCAUGGAAAAAUUUAACGGUAAAGGUGCCGAUACAAAUCGAAAAUCUGGAUUAUUGUUAAACACCACAUCACAACAGUUGGAAAAAACACGACGAAAGAGUACUCCUGUCAUGCCACAAUUUGUCGAUUCUUAAAAAAAAAAGAAAAUUAAUAGAUUUCGAAAAAUUCCAUGAUUUUAUAGAAAUUUUGCCACCUUAAUAUCUCGAAGCUAAUUAAAAAUUCACUGGAUAAUCGCAAAUCACGAAGGUUUUAAUUAAAAUCUUUAGAUAAAAUUUUUUUUUUUUUUUGUGAAUACAAAUUGAAUCUAAAAUAAUUUUCAAUCGCGAUUAUCCAAGCUCAAAUAUCUUCGUCUUAGGUAAGUUAUUUCUUAAUAAUUAGUAUAUAUUAUAAAAAAUAUAUUAUAAGAAAGAAAAAUUAAGUUAGUUACCAGUUCAUAAAAAAAAAAUUAAAUUGUAAUCUCAAGAAUCGAAUAUGAGUAAUCAAUAAUUUAAAAAAUUAUUAUAAACAAGUAUGUUUAAUUUAAAUCAUUUGAGAAAUUUUUAUAAAUUUGAAUUAAAAUUUUUUUUUGAAUGUAUAAAAAAAUACGAAAUUUGAAUUAUUACUCAAGUGAUUACAUUAAAUAAGACAUAUUAUAUAUAAAUUAUAAUUAAUUGGACAUGAAAUGUAAUUCAAAACAACAUUCAUUGAGAUUAUAUAUGAAUUAUUUUUUUUAUAAUAUUAAAUUGUAUUUUACUUGUAAAUGCAUAAUUAUAGUUACGCUUUUUUUCAUCAUGAUCAAUCAUGAUAAUACGAGUGAUAUAUCAAUUCGUAUAAAUAAGAUUUUGCAUUAUGUGCUUUUAAAUAUAAACUAUUUUGUUUUUUUUUAAACUAAAUAUUUUUAAAUAUAUGUCUCAUAUGUAUGUUUACUUUUUUUGUAUUUUUAAACUCAGAAGUAUAAUUUUUAUUUUUUAAAAAUUCUUCAGGAAAACUCAAAGUGGAAUUUUUUAUCCUUGAAAAACACUUCUAUUAUAGAAGUUGACAAUAAUAAUCAUAUGAGAAUUAUAAUAGCUUCAAUUAAACUUAAAAGGCAUUCAUCAUUCUAUGUGUGUAAUUCCGACUCCAAAAACCAUUUUUAAUUAUAUAAAAUUUGCGAUUAAAGUUUCUUUUUUAAUUUCGCAGUAAAAUUUGAAAUUAAAACUUGUUAAAAAAUAUAUUUUAUUACAAUAAAUUUUAAAAAGGUUUUGUUUUUUGUAAAUGGAAAAAUAUCUAAUUAAACAUGCAAAAUGACUUUUCUCGCAAAUAAUUAUUUAACAUCUACGUAGUGUAAUUCCAUGAUCAUGGUCACUAUUCCAUAAAAAGAAAAAUAAAAUGAUUCGCAAGUUUCAAUAGACGCACGUGCGUUUUAUACAAGAACAAAGUAUAGCAUUGCAAAUAAAUGAAUGUCUAAAAUUCUCAAAUAUGUUUUAAAAAAUAAAAAAUAUUUUUCUGAGUUUUUUUUUUUUAAUUAUUAUUUCGCGCUAAUUGUAUCUUAUCCUGAUUAAGUAUUAAUAUCAAUAGUUGUAAAAUAAAGAUUACACACUGAUUGAAGAGAAAAAAAAUUGAAAUUUUGUCAUUUUAAAAAACAAAUGAAUGAUUUUUUUAUUAAUAUUGAUUUUUAGUAAAUUUUAAAUAUUAAAAAAAAAGAAUUUUUAAUUCAGUGUGUUUUCUCGAAGAACAGCGGAGCCCUAAAUAAAUAAUCAGUGGUUUACAUUGCGUAAAAAAAAGAAAUUGAAAAAAUCCAUUAAUUACUUACAGAAAUUAUUUUUUAUGUCAUUCAAAAAGCAAUGCAAAAAAUCUGGUUAUUUCUUUACUGGAUGCUGAUUUUUCGAAAAAAAAGUUGUAGAUAUAGUUUUUAAAUUGAUUUCAAACUCGUAUAAUAAGGUGUAAUUGUAAUAAUAAAAAUUAAUCAACUUUUCAACAAUGAUAAGUAUUCUAGAAAAUAAAAAAUAUCAAAAACAA
This is a messenger RNA of Leptopilina boulardi, 6622 nucleotides long. Its product is annotated as striated muscle preferentially expressed protein kinase-like. The coding region runs from base 1075 to 4779 and encodes 1234 amino acids. Lineage: Eukaryota; Metazoa; Arthropoda; Insecta; Hymenoptera; Figitidae. Gene Ontology annotation, molecular function: protein serine/threonine kinase activity; ATP binding. The transcript is spliced from 9 exons. Gene Ontology annotation, cellular component: nucleus. Gene Ontology annotation, biological process: intracellular signal transduction; positive regulation of apoptotic process; protein phosphorylation. The record is from RefSeq and is a predicted model, not a curated record.